AUGCUUCUACCGAGGGACGAGCAGGGCGAGGUGAAGGAGGCACCGGGUGCACCUCCGGACGAAGCCGCAGGAGAGGCUCAGAAGGCCUGGGAUCCUCCAAGCCGAAAGGUUCCUGCAAAAGACGACGGUGCAGGAAAAGAUCCAGGCAAGGAGCCGGAGAACGCCGCGCCACCAGACGGCCACUGCAACGGGCCGACCAACGACAAAGACGAAGCGCGCAUGAUCAUGGACCUGAAGAAGAAUGCCUGGUACCGCUGCAACGAGAUGAUGCGCUGUGAACCCUGGGACAUUCGAAAGAUUGUCGAUGAAGAGAACCCCCAGUGCGGCAAGAAGAAGUGUGGACCAGAUGAGCAGUGCUUUGUCCACCGCGUCUCUGCGCUUCAGUCCACCUACCAGUGCGUCAAG
This is a messenger RNA of Symbiodinium necroappetens, 405 nucleotides long. Lineage: Eukaryota; Dinophyceae; Suessiales; Symbiodiniaceae. The record is from the annotation of a GenBank genome assembly.